Messenger RNA from Amoebophrya sp. A25, 422 nucleotides. NCBI's taxonomy places the organism in Eukaryota, Dinophyceae, Syndiniales, Amoebophryaceae. The record is from the annotation of a GenBank genome assembly.
GGAUUCUGCUACGCAUGAUGGAGACGGACCCUCUACUACAAGAUAUCGACUGCGUUAUCGUAGACGAAGUGCACGAACGUAGUUUGGAAACGGACUUUCUCUUAAGACUACUGAAAACGCACGACCCUUAAGCAUUUGUCAGUAGCGUCCUAUUUAUGCAGUUGUCAUAUUAGAUUAUAUAUAUAUUUUGCAGUUGGACGGCCACGGCUUUUUCUAGGUACUUAUGUGAAGGUGAGUCCACCAGGUGGGAUGCCUACUUUUUUACUUAGAUGAUUAUGCUGCAUUAUAUGAAGAGCACAGACAUGAGCAUGACAUCAUGCGUCCACAUCAAAGGAUACCAAUGCGGUGCCUCUAAUUCUCUUGCUUGUCUUGCGGGACGUGAUGCGUAUUCGAAAUGCGGCAGCGAUGACGCAAGAACGUGG